AUGGCCGCCUUUGAAGGAGCAGAUCGAAGGCUUUGGUGCGAUUUGUUAUCUUCUGAUAAGUACAGAAACGCCGAGAAUUUUAAAGAAAACCUAAGAAAACAUAAGUUCGCAUCAUUUCUCUAUAAUGGUGGUAACAAUAGCUAUUUCUUUGAUUUAUUUCAGUCUCCAUGUACUCCCUAUCCAUGCAAAAAUGGAGGAACCUGCAUCCCGAAUUACAAGAAAGAUUGUUAUGAUUGUCUCUGUGGAGAAAGUUUCUUGGGGAACAAUUGCGAGAGAGGAGAGGAUGGCAAUGGAAACCUAACGGCAGAAGCCAUGAUAGCUUUUAUGAAUAUCGCCUUUCUGGUUUCCCUGUUCCUGCUAAACUCAGAUCGCAUUCAGAAAGCCAUUGAGAUAUGCAGCGAAUGUUUGAUUUUGCUAAAUGACAUCGAUCAAAACAGCAAAGACCGAUUUAAUUCACAACUGCUACUACUUUACAGUGCCAUCUGUAACGUUCUUUUUAGCGCAUAUCGUCGUAUCUCUGACUACAUAAAUGCAGAAAGAUACGGCAGAAAACUGCUUGUCUUAUACAGCGAGUCUGGUGACUUAGUAAAAGAAGGAGAUGUAAGCAUAGCUCUAGCAGAGAUUUUUGAGAGUCAAAACAGGUUUACAGAGGCCAAACAACUUUACGAAAAAGCAAUUAAUAUAAAGAGACAAACCGGUGAGAAAAUUGGAGAAGCAAGCGCCUGCGAAACACUGGGAAUUAUGUUUUAUAAACUUGGCGAAAACCUAAAGGCAACGGAGUAUGUUGAGAGAGCCCUUGCCAUAAAAAACGAAAUUGGGGACAGGAGAGGAGAAGCAUCCUGUUACUGUACCCUAGGAGCUACUGUGUUCGAGUCUUUAGGGCAAUACGACAAGGCUAAAGAGUAUCUCCAAAAAGCGCUUGUCAUCAGAACUGAGAUUGGCGACAGAAAAGGAGAAGCAGCUGUCUACGGAAGCCUAGGUAACUUGUUUGCAUCUCUUGGGCAAUACGGAAAGGCUAAAGAACAUCUCCAAAAAGCACUUAUCAUCAGCACUGAGAUUGGUGAUAGAAAAGGAGAGGCAGCUGACUACGGAAGCCUAGGCUCUGUGUUUUGGUCGCUCGGGCAAUACGACAAGGCUGAAGAGUGUUUCCAAAAAGCACUUAUCAUCAGUACUGAGAUUGGUGAUAGAAAAGGAGAGGCAGCUGACUACGGAAGCCUAGGCUCUGUGUUUGGGUCGCUCGGGCAAUACGACAAGGCUGAAGAGUGUCUCCAAAAAGCGCUUAUCAUCACAGCUGAGAUUGGUGAUAAAAAAGGAGAAGCAAUAUGCUAUGGAAACCAAGGGGUGUUGCUUCAAUCGCUCGGGCAAAAUGAAAAGGCUAAAGAAUAUCUUCAUAGAGCGCUUGUCAUCAGAACUGAGAUUGGCGACAGAGAAGGAGAGGCUGCUGACUACGGAAACCUAGGUACUGUGUUUGACUCACUCGGGCAAUACGGAAAGGCUAAAGAAUAUUUCCAAAAAGCGCUUGUCAUCCAAACUGAAAUUGGCGACAGGAAAGGUGAAACAGCUACCUACAGAAACCUAGGUAUGGUGUUUCAGUCGCUCGGGCAAUGCGAUAAGGCUAAAGAUUAUCUCCAAAAAGCGCUUGUCAUCAGAACUGAGAUUGGCGACAGAAAAGGAGAAGCAACAUGUCAUGGAAACCUAGGUACUGUGUUUAAGUCUUUAGGGCAGUACAACAAGGCUAAAGAGCAUCUCCAGAAAGCCCUUGCCAUCAGAAAUGAGAUUGGUGAUAGAAAAGGAGAAGCAGCUGACUACGUAAAGCUAGGAGCUGUGUUUGAGUCGCUCGGGCAAUGCGACAAGGCUAAAGAGUAUCUCCAAAAAGCACUUGACAUCAGAAUUGACAUUGGCGACAGAAGAGGAGAAGCAUUAUGUUAUGAAAACCUAGGUACUGUGUUUCACUCGCUCGGGCAGUACGACAAAGCGAAAGAGUAUCUCCAAAAAUCGCUUGUCAUUAGAACUGAGAUUAGCGACAGAGAAGGAAAGGCUGCUGACUACGGAAACCUAGGAGCUGUGUUUGAGUCGCUCGGGCAAUGCGACAAGGCUAAAGAGUAUCUCCAAAAAGCACUUGACAUCAGAAUUGACAUUGGCGACAGAAGAGGAGAAGCAUUAUGUUAUGCAAACCUAGGUAAUGUGUUGCGGUUGCUCGGACAGUACGACGAGGCUAAAGAGUAUCUCCAAAAAGCGCUUGUCAUAACAACUGAAAUUGGCGACAGAAAUGGAGAAGCAUCAUGUUAUGGAAACCUAGGUAAUGUGUUUAAGUCGCUUGGCCAAUACGACAAGGCUGAAGAAUAUCACCAAAAAGCGCUUGUCAUCAGAACUGAAAUUGGCGACAGAGGAGGGGAGGCAUCAUGUUAUGGAAACCUAGGUACUGUGUUUAAGUCGCUUGGCCAAUACGACAAGGCUGAAGAAUAUCACCAAAAAGCGCUUGUCAUCACAACUGAAAUUGGCGACAGAGAAGGGGAGGCAACUAACUACGGAAACCUAGGUACUGUGUUUAAGUUGCUUGGCCAAUACGACAAGGCUGAAGAAUAUCUCCAAAAAGCGCUUGUCAUCACAACUGAAAUUGGCGACAGACCAAAGGAAGCAUCAUGUUAUGGAAACCUAGGUACUGUGUUUGGGUCGCUUGGCCAAUACGACAAGGCUAAAGAAUAUCACCAAAAAGCGCUUGUCAUCAGAACUGAAAUUGGCUACAGAGAAGGGGAGGCAACUGACUACGGAAACCUUGGAAUUGUGUUUAGAACUGUUGGUGAUUUUGAAGCUUCGGAAGUAUGCUUGGAGAAAGCUUUAUUGAUAUUUAGAGAUAUUGGAGAUGGAAGAAAAGAGUUUGAUAUCCUUCUAGGUUACGCCGUUUUGUAUUUAUACCAAUAUAAAAUCAAAGACUCCUUGUUGUGUCUUCAUCUGUGCAUUGAAAAGUAUGAGGAGCUGAGAUAUUUCUUGGGCGCCAAUGAUCAGUUCAAAACAUCAUUUCUGGAGCACACAGGAAUGUUCCCCUACAAGCUGCUUUGUACUUUGCUUUGUGACACCGGAAAUGCUCGGGAUGCUCUUUAUGUUGAGGAGUUGGGUCGAGCUAGAGGCCUAUCAGACUUAAUGGCAGAGAAGUACUCGGUUGAAACGCACAUCUCUGCUAAUCCACAAUCUUGGGUUGGCAUUGAGAACAUUUUAAGAAAGAAAAAUAACUGUACUUGUCUGUACAUUUCUUAUUUUCAGAAUCGUCUGCAUUUGUGGAUCUUGAAAACAAGUGGAGUCCUUCACUAUAGAAGAGUAUCACCAGAAGAGAAUCUAGUUCAGGCUGGGUUGCCCAAAGAUUUGUCUUUGAGUCAAUUUUUGGAUGAUAAUUUCCGGAGUCUUGGUAUUUUGCCUACUAAAGAUUGUGAAGAUCGGUCUUUAAAUACGAUUAAACUGCAACCUCUCUCCCCCGCACAAAAGAGCUCAGCAAGAUUGCGACUCGUGGAGGAGGACGAGGACGAGGACGAGGACGAGAAAGUGAUUUCAAGUCUAUCUUUGUGUUACAAAAUGUUUAUUGCUCCCGUUAAUGAUUUUCUUGAGGAGCCUGAAGUCAUUAUUGUUCCUGACCGCAGGUUGUACAAAGUUCCUUUUGCUGCCCUGAGUGAAAAGGAGGGAGCCGAAUACCUAUCGGAGACUCAUAGGAUCCGUGUCAUUCCUUCUUUGACGACGCUAAAGAUCAUUCAAGAUAGUCCAGAAGACUAUCACAGCAACACUGGUGCCUUGGUAAUAGGCAAUCCCAAGGUUGAUGGGCUGCAACCAUUGCCAGGUGCAAGAAAAGAAGCGGAGAUGGUCGGACGACUGGUGGGUGUUCCACCUCUAGUUGAAGAGAAAGCAACGAAGCAGGCGGUACUUGAGCGGAUAAGUUCAGUGAGCUUGAUACACUUUGCUGCCCAUGGUAACGCGGAAAGAGGAGAAAUUGCACUCUCCCCCAUUCCUACUCCCAACAGUGGAAACGCUAUCCCACCGCAGGAAGCUUACAUGUUGACGAUGGCUGAUGUCUCACGAGUGAAAGUCAGAGCUAAACUGGUGGUACUUAGCUGCUGUCACAGUGGAAGUGGAGAGAUAAGAGCCGAAGGAGUUAUAGGAAUUGCCCGUGCGUUCUUAGGAUCUGGUGCUCGCUCUGUAUUGGUAGCGCUGUGGGUCAUUCCAGACUCAGCUACAGAGAAGCUGAUGGGUCGGUUCUACGAACACCUCAUUGAAGGAGAAAGUGCCAGUGAAUCCCUUCAUCAGGCCAUGAAGUGGAUGAGAAAAAACGGCUUGAACAAAAUGUCUGAGUGGGCGUCGUUUACGCUGAUUGGAGAUGAUGUGAGACUCGAGUUUGACAAGCAGCGGCAAGACUCAGUGAGAACAGUACAGGAAGAAAGACCCCGACAGAGUAAAUAAUGACAAGAACUCGAAGGGAACAGAG
Molecule: messenger RNA, 4468 nt
Organism: Pocillopora verrucosa
Lineage: Eukaryota; Metazoa; Cnidaria; Anthozoa; Scleractinia; Pocilloporidae
Source: RefSeq, a predicted model, not a curated record